ACAGAUACUUUCGACCGCUUCCGAGCAACCGCGUCGCGCGUUGUCUCUAGACGCUCUCUUCGUCAGUAUUUCGAGGGCGCUCUCUAUCUGGUCAUCAGCCGGCCUUCGUCGCACUCCUUGAACCUCGUAGCUUCGGGCUAGCCUGUUUGCAAGCAACUCGUAGAAACAUGGCUUUGCGAACGUUCGUGCUGCAAAGUACUUCCUUCGAAUUAAUCUUGCCCGGAUUCUUCUGAGCAUUGUACAACGAGGGGUCGGUGCUCGCAUGACACAGCUGAGAUACUCAACGACCAGGCUCUGCUCAGCGCAGUAGACAAGGCCGAAUCGUUGCCAACUCAAUCAAGCAUCCAAAACAUGUCUACCUGCCGAGAACAAAAAAACGCAGGCAUGUUUCUGUCAGGUGCCAACUCCGCACCUCCAAGCCGCUGAAGAACAGGGCCUCGGAGGCGAUUGUAAUACACAAAAUAGAGCAAGGUUAUGAUGCAAACGCCCUAUCUAUAGAACCAUUUGCUAAAAAUGGUAAGCUUGCUCGACCUGUCAAAGUCUUCGAAUCUAGUUCAAGCUCCAACCCGCUCUACCUGGUCAUUCCGGUCAAAAGGACGCGCAUGCAUUCGAUACGGACGUUCAAAACAGUCUCUGUGAGAGAAGAAAACGAGCUCGCUAUCGAAACGCCUUUCAAGAACUGCUAAGUCGGCGCAUGAACCUUCGCUCACCGAUUCUCUAAGAUUCAAUCUCUGCAGUGGAGACUUACCUUUCAACCAAAAAAAACAAGUGCUCAAGUCGGCACAUGGGCCCUCGUCCGCGGGUUCUCCAUAACUCAAGCUUACUAUACAAGCCUGGCUUUCAACAAAAAAAAAAAGUGUGAAAAUAUGAGUCAAGUUUAGAAACAGCACUUGCCUGCUCAACGAGCAUUUUUUACACAUUUUUCAGACAGGUCUGCAUCGCCGAAUGACCGAGUAUCUGCUUCAAAUUAUGACACAUAUCUAAUUUUAGAACCAAACUUGUACAGGACUCAAGUUGCGAUGCUUGUGGCAGGUCAACGUUUUUUUCAAUUUCAGGAAUUUUUUCUAUUGUUUUGACAUUUUAUUCUUGACUGCCAAUAAGAAAGCAUGAACAAACCGCCAUCAAAGAAAGCUAAGUUGUUAGAAAAACUCACCAAGCCCAGAUUGUACCACGUACCUGGCUACUGCUCUGAAAUAAUUUGCAACAUCAUUCACAUAUUAGGCAUAGAAGAAAAAAUUGAGAUUGUCGACGUUGAUGCCGAGACCAUUAAAACGCCAGAAUAUCUUAGCCUCAAUCCUCACGGCACGGUACCUCUGUUCUGCCAUGACGAUCAGAAUAUGGUCGAGUCCGGUGCUAUCGGAAUCUACAUCGCCCAUAAGUACCAAAAUAAUAAGAAGCUGUUACCUAUGGAGCAUUUUGCUGAAGCGCUGCAAUGGGUGUUCUACACGAUCGUCACUCUCUAUGAGUCCGUGACUCGACCGGUUAUGCUAUGCAAGGGGUUUUUCAAAGACAAGAUAGGUUGCGAACCUAACUUUGAGCUCGUGAAGGCGCGUUGGGAAGACCUGGUUGCUCCUUUUAUUGAAAAAUCUCUAGGCAAUUCUACAUUUAUUUUGGGUAACGAACUUUCCCUACCAGACCUUUACCUUUACAACAAGCUAGCGUACCUCAGGGCGAACGACUUCUUUAAGAACCAUCCCACAAUCGAAAAGUACUACACCAAUGUUGAAAAACGAAUUGCAGAACUCAAAUCUGAGAAACAUUAAUUUGGGGCUACUUAUCAACUUGUCAAACUGACAAAGCUCACCACAGCUGUACUUUUUUGACAUAAAAUAAAAACCCCCAUUUAGGCUUUAAAAAACAA
Molecule: messenger RNA, 1861 nt
Organism: Schistocerca gregaria
Lineage: Eukaryota; Metazoa; Arthropoda; Insecta; Orthoptera; Acrididae
Product: glutathione S-transferase D4-like
Exons: 2
Coding region: 1107-1763 (218 amino acids)
Biological process (GO): glutathione metabolic process
Molecular function (GO): glutathione transferase activity
Source: RefSeq, a predicted model, not a curated record